Messenger RNA from Ixodes scapularis (black-legged tick), 2177 nucleotides. Its product is annotated as piggyBac transposable element-derived protein 3-like. NCBI's taxonomy places the organism in Eukaryota, Metazoa, Arthropoda, Arachnida, Ixodida, Ixodidae. Bases 514 to 2013 code for a protein of 499 amino acids. The transcript is spliced from 2 exons. The record is from RefSeq and is a predicted model, not a curated record.
GUAGCUCAGGAGCAACACUCCAAAGAAUAUUUUUUUUCUACAUACCAAAGACGCCAGGAACCGCGAAUGCCCAUUGUAGCUCUCAUGCAACACCUUGUGUUUCGCCACCUACAACAUAGAUGGCAGCACGUGCCCUGAUUUUAUUCUAUACCCCAACUUGCUUGCGUCGGCAGCCACGUUUUUUUGGGUGCUCCGCCAAUAUGAGUGGUACCGGAAGAAAUGGACACCUUACUGAAGAAGAAAUUCAAGAGCUAAUAUUUUUGCCUGAUGGGGAUAUUUCUGAUAUGGAGAUUGACAGUGAUCCCGAUGACCCUGACUAUGACCCUGCGGCUGACCUUCAGUUUAUCAAUCUCUGCCCUUUGGAAGUCGUGAGGGACAUUGAUACCUCUAUGAACGCUCAAGAGGAAGCGUGCUUACCACACAGGCCAUCAGAGACACUAUCAACCAAGCCGUCAGUUCCUCCUCAAUCCCGGAUGGCAUCAAAAAGAAAGGAUUCUAGAAAAUGGAUACGAGAUGACAUUGUGUUCACUGAUCAUGAGUGGAAAGGAUCAUUGCCACCCCCCCCCUGAAGAACUUCCCACUCCAUACGAGUACUUUGCGAAGUUUUUUGAUGAAAUGAUGUGCGAAAGACUCACAUUUGAAACAAACCUCUACAGUGUGCAACAGUCUGGCAAGAGUUUGGGUGUUACUGGCGAAGAGAUGAGGAAGUACUUGUCUAUCCUUGUGCUCUGUGGUGUCAUAAAAAUGCCGCAGUUCAGAAUGUUCUGGCAGGGUGGGACAAGAUAUGCACCUGUUGCAGACCUGAUGAGCCGGAACAGGUUUGAGGAGAUACAUCGCUUUUUACACAUGAACAACAACAUGGAGCAGAAACCAAAAGGAAGCGAGGGACAUGACAAGCUCUUCAAAGUCCGUCCCAUUAUAGACGCGCUCCGACAGAACCUAAGACUGGUGCCACCGGAAGAAAAGCAAAGCAUCGAUGAGCAAAUCAUACCAUUCAAGGGCCGCAGCCAGAUGAAGCAGUACAUCAAAGCGAAGCCACACAAAUGGGGCUUCAAGGUGUUCACGAGGGCCAGCUCGUCGGGCAUAAUGCACGAUUUUGUCAUUUAUGAAGGUAAAGGCACUGCAACAGACCAUGGAUUAGGGAUCUCUGGAGAUAUCGUUCUUGAUCUUGUCAGGGACCUACCACAAGGGAUAAACCACAAAGUCUUCUUCGACAACUGGUUUUCCAGUUUGCGUCUGGUUGAACAUCUAAAAAAAGAGGGCUACCUGUUAGUGGGAACUGUCAGGUCAGACCGAACUGAAAAAUGCCCCUUGGCUCUGGACUUCGAGCUAAAAAGUCAAGGUAGGGGUGCCGUGGACUACAAACUAGAUGCUGAAAGUGGGGUUCAAGUCAUCAAGUGGCUUGACAAUGCAACUGUACAGUUGGUGUCAAGUUACGCUGGCGUUCAGCCUACUGACACGUGCACCCGUUGGAGCAACAAAGAAAAAAAACAGAUAGAAGUGACUCGACCAAUUGCAGUAAAAGAGUACAAUGACUCAAUGGGAGGUGUCGACCUCGCAGAUAUGCUCAUCGAGUUAUAUCGUACCGACCACAAGUCACGAAAGUGGCACAUGAGGAUCUUCUACUGGACCAUUGAUGUGUCCAUCGUGAAUGCCUGGUUGCUCUACAAGCGUCAUUGCAAGGCGACAGACACCCGAAAGCCACUUUCGCUGCUAAGAUUCAGGAUGCAUGUGGCUGAGGCGCUUGGCUUGAGAAAUGCCAAUAAACAAAAACGGCAGUCUCGUUCAGAAGACGAAGCAUCGCCAAAUCAAAGCGCUAAGCAUCCAAGAAUGCAGAAGCCGGUGGACGAUGUUCGGUACGACGGUGUUCAGCACUGGCCAGUCAUUGGGAAAAAAAGGCAACGCUGCAGGUCCUGCUCAAAAGGAUUCAGUUUCCUCUACUGCAGCAAGUGCAACGUGCAUCUCUGCCUGAUCCCCAGCAGAAACUGCUUCAUGGCAUUUCACACUAAGUAGUGGUCCCGAAUGCCCAAUGUAGCUCAGAAGCAACAUUCCACAAAAGCAUAACCAUUAAAGCCAAUUUUUAAAUUUUUGUUGCAAAUCGUUUUUUUACUCGUUUUGAAUUAACCCUGAAAGUUUCACCUCAUUCUUUCACCGGGAAAGUAGUUUGGGCAUCAAAG